This is a messenger RNA of Theobroma cacao (cacao), 1925 nucleotides long. RefSeq names its product protein NTM1-like 9. Gene Ontology annotation, molecular function: DNA binding. The record is from RefSeq and is a predicted model, not a curated record. Lineage: Eukaryota; Viridiplantae; Streptophyta; Magnoliopsida; Malvales; Malvaceae. Gene Ontology annotation, biological process: regulation of DNA-templated transcription.
UGUUCUGUCUACGAUCAUGGCAUCUCUAAUGUCAUUUUAAAAAUCUGAAACCAUCUUUUCACUCGCUGUCUCCUUUCUUUCAUCAUCGCCUUUCUUCGUCUUGAUCUCAUCAUUCUUUCGUUUGUUUCUCGUUAUCCAGUGAGAUGGGAAGCAUCAGUAGCAACAGCGACAUAGUGGGAUACAGAUUCCACCCAACUGACAAAGAACUCGUAGAUCAUUAUCUAUGGAACAAAAUUCUCGACCGUGAUUCUCUUGUCCAAGCUAUAAAAGAGGUCGACGGCCUUUGCAGGACAGAUCCCUGGGAACUACCCCGUCUUUCUAAGAUAAAGUCAGCUGAUCAAGUUUGGUAUUUCUUUUCCCGACGAAAGGACAACAAACGGGUCAAGAGGACUACCGACAAUGGGUUCUGGAAAGUAACGGGAAAGGCUCGUGAUGUAAAGGGAAAGAGAGGGAGUGCUAUAAAGAAAACUUUGGUUUUUUUUCAGGGUCGUGGUCCAAAUGCAAAAUGGACGCCUUGGGUCAUGCACGAGUACAUUUUCACUUCAACUGUUCUCGACAACAAAGAGGGCAUUUUUCUCUGUAAAUUGAAGAAUAAAGAAGAUGAAAAGGCCGAUACUUCAAGGAGUGAAGUUUGUGAGCCAAGUCAGGUCGCAGAUGAUGGGAUUCCUGAAAACUCAGCCAUGUUCGACCCUGAUGUGAUGCUAGCCACAUUGGAAGAACCUGAUGGCAGGGAUGAGGCUGACAACAACUUGUCUCCUUCACCACAACCAAUGAUGCGUGAGGAGCAUGUGCCAUCUUGUAUGGAUUCAGCAUAUUUGUACGAGUUUAGUGGUGGCCAUUGUGGGGUUCAACACCUAUCUAACUCCAAUGAACAGAGCGAUGACUCCUGGAUUAAAUAUUUGGUCGAUAGUGACGAAGUUUAUCCUGAUGAAAAUGAGGGCUGCAUGAGUAUGACCUGCCCUGGGGAGUGCUCUAGAAAAAGGUCACGCUUUGAAAAUGGCGGACUAUGCGGGGCCAUUGAAAAUGAAGAAUGUCAAACAACGUAUGAGCAGGUAGUGAGUGCUUCAAGCAUGCUUGAUGAACAUUCUGGUUCAAAAAAAUUCCAAGCAAUGGCAAUGGUUAAUGCACCAAAUGAAACUUUAACUUCUGUAGAGCAUGAUCCCCAUGGAAGGGAAAGGAUGUUAUCUAUCCAUAAUGAAUCCAGAGAAAUGGAUGCCCCUUCUGGUGACUCAGCUGUUGAUCUGCAUUGCAUUUUUCAUGUUGCUUUAGCAGAAAGUGUAGAUUAUUCUUAUGCAAGAUUCGACAAUCCUCAAUAUCAAGAGAGGUCUCAAAAUUUAAUUGAGCAAGAAGAUGAUCCAAUAAGAAUCACUAAGCAGGGAAAGUUUUCUGUGAAAACAGUCUCCCUAGACAAGGCUAGAGAUGUAAAACAGCAUGUCCCUGCUGAUAAUCUGCCCCAAAUGGAAAAUGCUGUUAUGGAAUCUAACAUGAAGUUUAAAAAGGCAAAAGAAACCAAUAAAAAAGAAAGCUUGCAGAUGCACUGGAGUGAGUCAGCUGAAAGUGAUGAAAGAGGUUUCUUCAUAUACCUAGAUAAACCUUCAUUAAACCAUACACCGUUAGUGUAUUUUGUCAAUGAACUUCUAGGCAUAAUAUUGUUUAUAGCUGUCAUUUAUGAAUUGAUUUCUAUAGCAGCAAUUGGUCCUCGGAGUUGAUAAUGAAAGAAAAAAAUAUCCCUAUGCUGUUCUCACACCCAAUAUCCGCAUUUUUAUCAUGACAAAUCACUAACUGGUUCCAACACGUUGACGGCAUGUGUUAUCUAGGCAUAUCCUUUUCUUCACAUUGCUGAUAGGGCUACCUUCUCCAUGUACUUGUAUUACUUUAAGGGUCUGUCUUGAGUCUUAACAAUGAAUUUAUGUUCAUUAUCUGCA